Molecule: messenger RNA, 5837 nt
Organism: Dalotia coriaria
Lineage: Eukaryota; Metazoa; Arthropoda; Insecta; Coleoptera; Staphylinidae
Product: zinc finger protein 184
Exons: 16
Coding region: 533-4003 (1156 amino acids)
Biological process (GO): regulation of transcription by RNA polymerase II
Cellular component (GO): nucleoplasm
Molecular function (GO): DNA-binding transcription repressor activity, RNA polymerase II-specific; RNA polymerase II cis-regulatory region sequence-specific DNA binding
Source: RefSeq, a predicted model, not a curated record
UUGCGCGUGCACUCCAGUAAAAUUCACAUAAAAAUCUUGCAUCGAACGGCGUCUUGUAAGCCAAGUUGAGUGUACACCGGUGUGCACCUAAGUUGUAUAUAAAUAGUGUUUAAAGUCGACUGUAAACGUUCAUAAAACAUCCCGUGGUGUGUCACAGUUGUCAGCUUAUACGAUUUUAUGAUGUACGCGCGACGGUAUUAAUGGCGUUCGUUAUACAUUGAAAUCAAUCUCGGCAUCCAGACGACCACGAUGACGACGACUUGCUUCAACCGAUGGCAUCACGCUAACAACACAGUCAAUCAUCAAAUGCGAUUGUGUAAGAAGCGCCGCCGAUUUAAAUUCCAGCGUUAUCGCCAAUGCGGAUCGCUCGCGCCGCAGCCAAUCUAAGAUUCCGCACGCGGUGCUGGCGGUCGACGUCGACUCACCAACACACACAUACGACAACGCGCAUCGAUACAUCGGCAAGCGUUGCAAGCACGCAGAGCAAUUGACGACCACGACGUACCAAGCGCGGAUCUGAUUCGAGUGCGUCAUGAUCUCCGAUUACGAGGACGACGACCACUAUUGCAUCAAAUGCCACGUCACCAUCGCCGGGCUGGAGAAUUACAUCCAGCAUCGGAAGGCGAAUUGCACGAAGACAAUAGUAGUGGUGCCCAAAUCACCGCUGCCCAGCCAGCUGCUAGCUCCGGAUGAUUCGUUCGGCUUGAAAGCGGACGACUUCUUUUCGUCACUGGAGCUGCAGAGCAGCAAUAAGAAGCAGGCGAUGCCCUCAACAAGUGGGAAAACGAUCAGCGGCAUCUUGACGCGCAGCAAAACAUCGGCCGUUAUUCAUGCGUCCACUAGUACGAGUGGUGGUAGUAACAGUACCACCGCUGCGACCACUCAGCAGUUGCGUGAAGUUGAUGUGCAACAGUCCAAGUCCGGCAAACACGCUUGGAUUGGUGGGCAUCAACUGAAGGAGCUCGGUACGGGCGAUAACCAAACGAAAUUAAUCAAAGCUGUUGAUAAUCUCAGCCGGACGGCUUGCUUGAAGAAGUAUGAACCACCCACUGAUGCGCCCAUCGUCGUCAGUGGUUACAAUGAUGCUUCGGAUGAAGAGAGUGACGAGUAUGAUUAUGAUGAUGAUGAGGAGGAUGAUGAGGAGGUGCCUCGUAACUACACGGGGGGCAAGUGGAUGCCCGAAUGGAAUUAUUCCAAGGCUGCAGGGCAAAAUCACACUAAAGGCCAGUGGAAAUCCGGAUCACCUCAUGAAACAAAUGUUCCUCCUCCAAGCUACACACGUGGAAAAUGGAAGCCUUCUAAUCUCAAAGAAUCUGACCAACAAGACGAGCCAAAAAUUAAAAAGCGCACAAUCGAGGAAAUCCCGCCGUUCCGCAAGUCAAACGGUAGCGUUCAGUACUGGUGCAAUCCGUGCAAUCGGCUGCUAUCAUCUAAGAUCGUCUAUGAGCGGCAUUUGCGUUCGGAGCUGCACUCUAAGCGCACCCUGCUCGAGGCCGAGUUCGACGACACGACGACGACGACGUCUUCGAAGACAACGACAGCGAGCGCAAGUACGUCGGCAACGCAUUUGAAUACAAACCGCGAUAAAGAAGCGAAACGAACAAUACGUAAACCUGUUGAAUAUUGGUCGCAUACCGGCGCGACGAACGAAAACAAUAAAGACCCUAUGAAAAAUACAGCCGACGCGAGUGCCGGCGCAGUCGCCGCCGAUGCUGCGGCGGAAUCGGCGACAUCGGUAACGACAAGCAAUGCAUCGGUAACGAAGACAGCAGCUACGGCAGCCACUGUAACCGCACCAACGCCGAUCACAAUGACAAUGGCCGCGUCGGCGACGAAGAAGCGAUUUCGCAGAAAAAUCUACGCGAAAUGCGAAGUAUGCCUCGCUCGCGUAACCUCGCAGAUGAUGGGAAAGCACUUAAUCUCUCAUUAUCACUGCCGCAAAGGGGACAUAACUCGGCCGGAGGCAAGGCAGAUGGUGCUCGAUAACAUACAAGCCGUUGUCCUGCAAGCCCCAUACCAAUGCGCCGCGUGUAAGUUUUAUUGUAAUACGCACGAUUACUUCUUGCGACAUUGGCGCAGCUAUGAACAUAUCGAACAAGUGCUAGAGAAUGGCGGUAUUUUGACGUGUACAUUUUGUCGAUUUUCGUGUGUCAGCGAACAAUAUGAAGUGAUGUACUCACAUCUCAACUCAGAAGAACAUGAAGAAGUGAUAUCAGUAAUUAAUAGAUCCGUGCCUAUUGUAAUCAAGAAUACUGAACCAAUAGAAUGUGGAACAUGCCAGGAAUCUUUCACGUUAAACAUUCAAUUGCGUCAACAUUGUUUGUUAACCAAUCAUCCACUCUCGGGAACUGCUACGGAUGAAUACCAAAAGAAGAAAUACUGUAGAGUAUGCCAGAAAAAUUUUUUCUCUUCUGUUGCUCUGCAGCGCCAUCUCAAGGUCCACAACGCAAAAAUGUUUUUCUGCAGCCGAUGUGAUGUAGAAUUUUCUACUGCGGAAGAGAUUGCUAAGCAUAGAAUCACUUCCUUGCACAAGCAAAAACUACCAGCAUUAAAGACGUGCGAAUAUUGCGCUUCUUCAGAGACUUUUGAUAAUUUGCACCAGUUUAAAAUCCAUAUGCAAAGUAACCAUCCAGAGCUAACUAACGUCUGUCCGCAUUGUGCUCGUAAGUUUACAUUCGCAAAAGAAUUGUCGGUGCACAUCCGUAGUAAAUCUUGUAUGAUAACACCAAAAUUGGAAUUUGAUGAUAAACCACACAAAUGCGAUCGCUGCAUGUUUGGUUGUGCCACUCUGUCGGAACUUCUCUUCCACCAAGCCUUACACACUAAACCGGUACGCAAUGAAGUUUCAAAACAGAUGUAUUACAAGUGCUCUCUUUGUGAUAAAUUCUUUCCGAAGUCAUCACUGCGCUAUCACAUUCAGAAUCACACAAAUGAGAAGACCUAUAAGUGUUCAAAGUGCGACGCGAGAUUUGCACGAAAGAAUAAUUGGUUGUACCAUCAGAAGAAACACGAGCACAAGGAUUACAUCAGGAAGCCAUCAUCGCGAACGGGCAAGGAGAUGAAUUUCCUGUGUGCGACGUGCGGCGCUAAAUUCUCCAACAACGCGACGUUGAAGAAGCACAUGCUCAUCCACAACGGCAAGCAGUUCAAAUGUGACCAUCCCGGUUGCAUUCACAUGGCACGGACACCUGCCGACCUCAGCGCGCACCGGAGCACGCAUUCGACGGAGAUGAGCUUUCGAUGCGAGCGAUGCGAUUAUCGCGGCAAGUCCAAGCAGCAACUGAAGAGACAUGCGACGAUCCAUGAAUACGUUAAGAAGUAUCAAUGCUCUCGUUGCUCAUUUACGUGCCGAUUGGCGUUCCAUCUGCGUCGGCACGAGCGUAUCCACACCGGAUCGAAGCCGUUCGCCUGCCCUCAUUGCGAGUACAGAUGCAAUAAUUUGGAAAAUUUACGAAAACACGUCUUGUCAACAAACAAACAUCCGGACAAAUGCAUAUACGAAUGCAAGUUUUGCGAAACUGAGGCGCAAUUCACUGGGAACUUUGCGAAGGACUUUAAAGCACAUUUGCUCGCGGAGCACGGUGACGUGUUCAGAUCAGUACGCGAGGCGGCUAGCUACAUUGCCGGAAUCUACGAUUCCAUCGAAGACGUUUCCUCCGCCGCCCAAACGGCCACAACGUCAACGUCGCCGGUUGCGGUGGAGCCAACGGCCGACCCGCUCCUCAAGACGAAUAAAAUUAAUCCCACGAUGCUCGAUGCGGUUGUUAAGAAUGAGGCGCCCUCGCCGACGCUAAUUCCGACGCCGGAAACCACCUUCGAGAAUAAGGGACACCAUCAGGAGGAGCUGUUCCCUAUGUGCAUAAUCGCCAAGGACGAGGUGGUUUACCUCGAUAAGGAAUCCUGGUGCAUGGUCGGCAAUUUCGACGUCGAAGAGUCGGGCACACUGGUUUCCUUCAACGAGGAGGCUGACGCCGAACCGCUCUUCCAGGAGCACUUUUCGUAAACUAUAAAAAGCUUACUAUGGCUAAGGGAAUAGUUUGUCACAAUGGACGGGUUCGACAAAAAUUAUUUCCUUUAUUUCUCUUAUAUUCUUCUUCUCGGGAGAUUACCGGAUUUCCUUCAAAAUAUUUAACUUCUUAACUAGACUUUACGGAGAUCUGGAAUCAACAACAAAUAUAAGCACUAGGUAUAUCGGGCAGACAGUAUUUCAUGUUGAAUAGUGUCAAACCUGUAUUGGGCUUAAAAAAAGAGUCCUGAAACGUGGACAGAUAUAUAUGAUUAAUGUAAUAAGCGUCAAUGACUAUGUCAAAUGUGUAUAUUUAUGUAUAUUGUAGUGAUAUCCUUAGAUUGUGGAUAGUAAGUACCCAAGGGAAGUAGUUAUGUCUAGUAUUACAUUUGUUUGUUCCUUGUAGUUAUUUCGUAUCAUAUAACUUCCGUGACAUUGUGAAAGUAGUGUUGUAUUUGUACGUUUAAAUUGUUAUCCUUGCAAAAUUGUAUUAAUUUAUGGUUUAUCUGGGUGCGCGUGUCCGUUGGCAAUCAGUUAUUGUUUCCCACAUAAGAAUAACUUGGAUUUAUAAUUAAUUCCUGCAAAUGGACAACUUUAAUGCACAGACAAAAAGUUUGUGAGUGCACGAAUGGAAUUUGCAAUAUCUCAUACCUGAUGUCGUAGGAUAACCGUUUUUCACCAAAUUGUGUCUAGCGGGCGAACCUUAUGUCUUAGGACAACCUCUUUUUUACCAAAUUAUAGGUGUAUAGCGGGCGAAUCUUAUGUCGCAGGACAACCGUUUUUUCACCAAAUUGUGUAUAGCGGGCGAACCUUAUGUCACGGGACAACCACAUUUUCACCGAAUUAUAGGUGCCUAGCGGGCGAACCUUAUGCCGGAGGACAACCGUUUUUUCAGCAAAUUAUAGGUGUAUAGCGGGCGAACCUUAUGUCGUAGGACAACCGUAUUUUCACCAAAUUAUAGGUGUCUAGCGGGCGAACCUUAUGCCGGAGGACAACCGUUUUUUCAGCAAAUUAUAGGUGUAUAGCGAGUGAACCUUAUGUCGUAGGACAACCGUAUUUUCAUCAAAUUAUAGGUAUUAAAAUUCCUUAUUAUUUCAAUUAUAAUUUAUGGGUUUAUCCCUAUUGAUACCUACGAAAAUGCCCGAAAAGUACGAUAGUUUAACUGUUUCAAUUAAACAAACAUACUUUCUGUUAUUGCGUUGUUGUUUUCAACUUACGAACAUGGAUUGUUGCCCCUCUAACUGUGGGUCAAUUAUCAAUUCUCGUUCUUGUUUAGUCCGGCUUAGUCGUUCCUGCGCCGUGGUGUGGUGUACACGUGUUUUCUUCAUGAAUCAAACUUUGUGACAAUUGUUAGCGUUACUACAGAUUUUAAUUCUGUAAUUGAACUAGAAUUGGUCGACAUUUAGUACUCGUAAUAACAGACCAGUGUGGUAGUUAUUUGUGGGACGUGCGUGGUGGCCGUCGGAUAAGUACGUUUGCGUGGCUAAGCAUAUUUGUUGUUCAGGUAUUUAAUUUAUGUGAUUGCACGCUGCUGUCUUUAUCAAUCGUGGAUUAAUUCACCUGUGCGUGUCCGUUGGCAAUCAGUUAUCGUUUCGCACAUAAGAAUAACUUGGAUUAAUAAUUAAUUACUGCAAAUGUACAACUUUGAUGCUCAGACAAAAAAGUUUGUAAAUGCACGAAUGGAGUUUGCAAUAUCUAUUGCUGAAGUGUUGGAGAUGUGCAUAUUUUAAGGCAUGUUUUGACUACUCCCGAAUUUACUAGCUGUCGAUAUUUUUUUAUUUAUAAAAUGUAUCUAUUAUUAUUGUUCUCAAUAAAAAACUAUGUAAAAUUA